Messenger RNA from Medioppia subpectinata, 360 nucleotides. Lineage: Eukaryota; Metazoa; Arthropoda; Arachnida; Sarcoptiformes; Oppiidae. The record is from the annotation of a GenBank genome assembly.
AUGUAUAUUUUGGGCAUUAUGUACGUAAGAUUAGGUUUACAGCAUAGGUUAAAAUACCUGAUCAUGAUAAAUGAAAGCCAGAUGCUUUUUUACCAUGAGGCAAUCAACCUAGCUAUGUGUAAAAACUCGACCAGAAUUCUAUGCAUGGCUGCCGUCAUAAUCGCCAUUGUAUUCAUUAAUACCGAGGUUUGCGAGUCAAUGCCGGCACCGGAAGGAGACGUCUCGGCGCUCGACACAUACGGCUGUCCUCUCGACAGUCUGUGCAAAAAGCACUGCAUUAAUGAAGCGCACGCCAGGACUGGCCAGUGUGACGGACCCUUCAAGAAAAACUGUCAUUGUAUCGGAUACUCCAAUAAAUAA